Messenger RNA from Eleginops maclovinus (Patagonian blennie), 1951 nucleotides. RefSeq names its product dephospho-CoA kinase domain containing (gene dcakd). The record is from RefSeq and is a predicted model, not a curated record. Bases 306 to 995 code for a protein of 229 amino acids. Gene Ontology annotation, biological process: coenzyme A biosynthetic process. Gene Ontology annotation, molecular function: dephospho-CoA kinase activity; ATP binding. Lineage: Eukaryota; Metazoa; Chordata; Actinopteri; Perciformes; Eleginopidae. The transcript is spliced from 5 exons.
GGCGCUUGUCAGGCUAUGUUGCUAGGUCGUUAGCAAUCAGUUGAUUACAAGUCAGAGUUACAGACAGCAAUAUCUAGCGUCACGACUGUGCUCACAAUUGUUUUCUGACUGCAUAUCUGAAAGGGCGGAGUGGAAAUGGCUGCUGGUUCAUGUUAUUGUGCAUUUGUGGUCGCUCUCACCUGAUUAAGACUUGUGCUAACUUUAGCUUGUUAGCAAUCCUGGUUGUUUACUGCCCCACCGCUCUGGCUCUGCGGGAAAUCCUAAAGUACAUUCAGCCGAUUUAAGGAGAAUCCCACGUUUACAAGAUGUUCCUGGUGGGACUGACGGGAGGUAUCGCCUCAGGGAAAAGCGCGGUGUCUUCCAUGCUGCGGGAGCUCGGGUGUCCCAUUAUUGAUGCGGAUGUUGUAGCAAGGAAAGUUGUGGAGCAGCACACUCCGGCCUAUUCCCGCAUCGUUUACCACUUUGGACCGGAGAUCCUCCUCGAGAAUGGCGAGAUCGACCGGCAGAAACUUGGUCAGCUCAUCUUCGCCGACGAGGAGAAGAGGAAGCUGCUGAACUCCAUCACCCACCCAGAGAUCCAUAAAGCAAUGCUCAAAGAGAUCCUGUUGUACUUUCUGAGAGGAUACCGUUAUGUUGUGCUGGAUGUGCCCCUUCUCUUCGAAACAAGACGUCUCACUAAGUUUCUCAACCACACUGUAGUAGUCUACUGUGACCCCGCCACUCAGCUGCUGCGCCUGAUGCAGAGAGACGGUCUGACACAGGAGCAGGCCGAGCAGCGCGUGGCUGCACAGAUGCCGCUCAAUGAAAAGCGCGGCCUGGCCAAUCACGUUGUUGAGAACUCGGGCAGCCGAGAGGACACCCACCGGCAGGUCCUGCGACUGCACACACGGCUGGAGGACUCCAUGGACUUCCUCUUAGUGAGGGUCAUUGCUAUCGCUGCCACUACUAGUCUGGGUGGUAUUCUGCUGUAUGCAACCAAGAUACUUUUGUCCUAACAGAGGACAGACGAGGGGGAAACAAAGCGUUUGGUCCUAGAUGAGGGAGGAAGCAGGCGAAGGCACAGCGGGGGGGGUCCCGAUGCAAUUUACUGUGAGAUUAGUUUCCCAGCACCCAUCACUACAGUUCAGUGGUGAGACAUGCUCUGUUUGCUGUUAACACCGACUUACAUUAUUGACACAACAUGCACUGACAAAUGUGGUUUAGUGUGAAGGGUUUGAAUGUGCAAUUUCUUUCAGUUUUACUCAGAGACCUUUGAAAACAUGAAGGUGAUACCUUAGAGUUUUUGCCCAAUGCAGAAAACACGUUUAGGGCCCCAAAACAGUGAUCACGGUUUGGGCCUAAGAACUAGCUAAACUCUUACUUUGGUGCCGUAUGCAACACAUAACUAACAUCAGCAAUAUCAGUCAAGAAAUACUCAUUCUAGUAUAUAAGACGUUUUAUUUUAUUGCACAUUUUAUACCCUAUGAUGAUCUCCAAAUAAGAAAUGUUGCUUGAUAACUUACAUUAUGAAUAAACAAAAGGAACAAGAGCAGAAAAAUGAAGAUAGUUGCACAUUCUUAAAACCGUACUUAACGUUUAUUUCCAGUUUGAGACAAAUCCCAGCCCUAUCACCAGUGAUACAUGUGCGAAAUCAUAGGAUGGACUCAAAUACCCAACAUGAAUGGCCCUGAUACUUACAGAAUGUGUAAUAUGAUUGUAUGUUGAUGAUAUGUAUAAUUUAGAUGUGACUGGAGAUAUUUGACAAUCCAUUUGUAAUGGGAACAGAAUUACCAGACUUUAUAAUUAUAUACUGUAACACUGUAUUUUCGUACACUUGAAGCGGCUCUCUGUAAAUACCAAGUCUGUGAUUUUAUUUUCUGUGCACACUCACUUGUCACUAAAACACAACAUUUGUAGCAGCUGCUUGAAUGAAUUAUAAAAGCGCUACUGUUUAAAAAAAUAACAACUGUCA